This is a messenger RNA of Rhinocladiella mackenziei CBS 650.93, 2181 nucleotides long. RefSeq lists its product as uncharacterized. The transcript is spliced from 2 exons. The record is from RefSeq and is a predicted model, not a curated record. Gene Ontology annotation, biological process: microtubule-based movement; mitotic spindle organization. The coding region runs from base 1 to 2181 and encodes 726 amino acids. NCBI's taxonomy places the organism in Eukaryota, Fungi, Ascomycota, Eurotiomycetes, Chaetothyriales, Herpotrichiellaceae. Gene Ontology annotation, molecular function: microtubule motor activity; microtubule binding; ATP binding.
AUGAGUGUUCGAGUUGUCGCCCGCAUCCGACCGCUCCUCGAGUCUGAGAACGACAAAGACCAGAUCGUGUCCAGUCACAACGGACCCGACGGCAAGCCCACCGUCGUCAAGAUCCCAAAUCCCAAGAACUUCGCCGAAGAAUACAGCUUUCAGUUCAACAGUGUGUAUGGACAGGAUGCCACGCAGCAGGAGAUCUUCGACGCCGAAGUCUCUCCGACAAUCAAACACCUCUUUCUCGGUUACGAUGUCACGAUAUUUGCGUACGGUUCAACUGGUACUGGCAAGACACAUACAAUGCGCGGUGGGAAGUCUCUGGCAGACCGAGGGAUGAUUCCGCGGUUGCUCAGCAGCAUAUACCGAAAGAGUCGGGCCAUUGAGAAGAACAGUAACGGCGACACCGCGGUGGAAGUAUCCAUGAGCUAUUAUGAGAUUUACAACGACCGGGUCUUCGAUCUGUUUGACGCGCCCGAAAAGCGGACACCGACUGGACUGCCCAUCCGAGAAGCAGAGGGCGGCAAGACAGUGGUGGUUGGGUUGACCGAGGUUCCUUGUAGCUCUCUGAAGGACUUUGAGACCCUCUACGACAAGGCCAACUCCAAUCGAAGUACUGGUGCGACGAAGCUCAAUGCUCAUUCUUCGCGGUCACAUGCUAUUUUAUGCGUUAAGGUUACCAUUACUAGUCCGACCGAGACUCGCAUCAGCACCGCUUCUGCCAUUGACCUUGCUGGAUCUGAAGACAACCGAAGAACUGGAAAUGGGAAAGAUAGAAUGGUUGAAUCUGCAAGUAUCAACAAGUCUCUAUUUGUUCUGGCUCAAUGUGUCGAAGCUAUCAGUAGGAAGCAGCAACGUAUUCCGUACCGAGAGUCCAAGAUGACUCGAAUCCUCUCCCUGGGACAGAACAAUGGCUUCACCGUCAUGAUACUCAACCUGGCUCCCGUCAAGGCAUACCACCUGGAUACUCUCAGCUCCUUGAAUUUUGCCAACAGAACAAAGAAGAUUGAGGUCCGUGAAGUGGAGAAUGAGCCCAUUUUCCAGGGGCCACCACGCCAGGUCACUGGAAUGCAACUGACCGGUCCGACGAUACAACGCCAACCACUCCGGCCUCUCACGAACAGUAUCAAUGUAAACCUCAAUGCCAAUCGUGAUGCGUCAUCCAAGAACGAGAAACCUGUCAAAGCUUUCUCGGUUUAUUCAGACCGCAACAAACCAGUGGCUACAAAACAGGUACCCCCGAAGUCAUCCCCGUUAAAGCGAACGGCCGACGUCUCUUUCCUGGCCUCGAUUCGUCCCACCAAAGUCUCCCGGCCUACUCCAAGCGUCGUUCGACGUGGACCGGAACCCGCCGCGAUGACGAAAGCCUCAAUCGAAACUUUAGUAGAGAAGAAGGUUUCUGAGAUCCUCGCCGCUCGUGCCCUGAACGCGCCAGACCCGGCACCAACCAAGAGCGUAUCGGAAGAAGUCCAAAGACGAUUGGAUAACAUCGAGAAGAGAUUAGAAGGACAAGACGGCGAGCGAGCCGAAGGGUUGAGUUACCUGUUCAUGGCCAAACAGCAUCAAGCUCGUGGUGAGGACGGGAGUGCAUUGAAAAUGUAUGAGCUUGCGCAACCCUACUUUCCCGACAACGAGAAGCUGCAGAGUAAGAUUAAGAGACUGAGAGAAAAAUUGGCUCGGAAGAGAGAAGAACGCGAUGAAGGAGUUCAGGAAGGACCGAGAGCUUCUAGGCGUCCGGCGAGAGAAACGUCGAGAAGCUGGGAUGGUGAUGAAGGCGACAAGAGUUAUCACGACGACGAUGGCGAGGGAUCUGCAUACCAUAACAGCGAUGAGGAAGAGUCUUCUCGCCGUGCUCGGUCGAAGAAGCCAAGACAGAAGCGCAAAGUCAGAGUCUCAUCCCCGGAUCCUCUCGUUCGACAGGACGACGACGCUGGUACCGUCACCCCACGGACGCAGUAUCUUCUCGACGUAAUCAAUACGCGGGAUGUGACGAAGAUCAAGACUCUCAGCGGCCUGGGUGCAAAGCGGGCGGAAGGGAUCGUGGAACAUCUCAACGUGGGAGUUGAAGACGAGGAUGAUGAUGCUAGGGAGCAGGGAGAUAUGUUGUUGAGAUGCUGGGAUGAUUUGACGAGACUGCGCGGCGUUGGGAAAAAGACGCUUGAGACAAUGAGGGAGGGUGUGGUUGUUUGA